Rotaria socialis is the source of this 330-nucleotide messenger RNA. The record is from the annotation of a GenBank genome assembly. NCBI's taxonomy places the organism in Eukaryota, Metazoa, Rotifera, Eurotatoria, Philodinida, Philodinidae.
AUGCCACUAUUAUCAUUUCGUGUCGAAGUUGCUGAUGCUUUACUCAAGUAUGCUCCACCUACGCCACCAGUUAAACGUGGUCGUCCAUCGUUAGAUUCCGGAUUAAAUGAAAAUAAUUCAGCAACAACAACAACAAGAGCUGUACCAAGUUCGACUCCAACACCAAGUGUCCGGUUCGACAAGUUUGACCAUUGGCCAGUUUACACGUCAAAAGGGCGGUGUCGCAAUCCUGACUGUAUUGGUUAUACAAGAAUAAGUUGUUCGAAAUGUCAACAACGCCUGUGUCUUACCAAUAGCAACAAUUGCUUCAUAGACUGUCAUAAUUCAUAA